Kazachstania africana CBS 2517 is the source of this 1338-nucleotide messenger RNA. RefSeq lists its product as uncharacterized. Lineage: Eukaryota; Fungi; Ascomycota; Saccharomycetes; Saccharomycetales; Saccharomycetaceae. The record is from RefSeq and is a predicted model, not a curated record. The coding region runs from base 1 to 1338 and encodes 445 amino acids. The transcript has a single exon.
AUGCCAGAAAACACCAUUUUUGAUUCCGUUACAGAUUCUAGCAAUGUAGGUGCUUUUAAAACCUACAAAUUGAAUGACAGUAAUGAAAAUUCAAAUGUGACCAUUCAUAGUAUAAGAAAACAGUUGAAUUUUCAUGACGAUAAAAAAUGGAAAAAUUUUAUCGAUAGAAGAUUGGAACUAAUAAAUCAACAUAACCUCGGUUUCUUGAAAGCCAGUCAACAAAGAUCGAAGGUAAAUUACAUUGCAGAUAUUUUAAGAGUUGAAUAUGGUUAUCCAGAGUCAACUUCUCUGCUUUUCGAAAAACUGGUAAUCAAUGGGAUUCAAUCAAUUAGAAGGAAUAGAAAACGUUGCAUUAAGAGAAACAGUGAAGGGAAUAGCACAGCAAGUUCAUUGGUACCAAAUUUGAACAGUAUGCACCAUGGAUUAAGUCCAUUGGAAAUCCCAAGCAAUGCAAUACCUUUCAUAGUUCCGAGUAAUGAACAAAACAGCUCAACAAGUUUGAGAAAUGAAAAUUCAAUGGCAUACACUUUUGUAAAUAAUUGUAACAAUGCCUUUGGUGCACCAAAUAUGGUGUUACCUCAAUCCUUGAAUGUGGCCAACAUUCAUAAACCGCCAUUUUAUGGUACCAUGAAUAUGAUGCCUAGUACAGAUAAUUACUUACUUCAUAAUCCAACGUUGAAUAGCAAUUUCAUGGACAUACCAAUGGCACAAUCACAGUUUCAACCAGAGGAGGCAUAUGAAAAAUUGAUUAAGGAUACUAUUUUGCAAAUGAUUAAUACUCUUGCACCAUUACAAAGGUCAGACAAAAAUGGCACUUUCCAGGACUUAACAGAAAGAAUAUACUUCUAUUGUAAACACUCCAUUACAUGUCAACAAAUAGCUCAGUCAAGAGAGCCGUUAUAUCAAUUUGAUGGUAUAAAAUUGAAAGGUGAAAUAUUCGUGAAAGAACUCACAUUAUCCACUGUAAAAGAAAAAUUUCCAUCCAUGCUCAAAACUCAAAUUAAUGAUUUCAUCAAUUAUUUAUUUUCCACUAAUUGGCUAGCACAAUUAUCAUCAAAUAUUUUACAACCACCUGUUGGAGAAGUUAGAGUCGCAGUUGGAAAACAUUUACUCUUCCUGGUUGUUGGCGCCAUCAUCCAUGAUUUGGGGGUUGAAAGUCUGAAUUAUCACUUAACUUCAGCAAUUUUUUAUCAAUUAUCUUUGACGUAUCCAACUUCUAACAUUGAAAAUGUAAGCAGUAUACUGCCGCUUCGGAAACCAGAUAAUGACGCUUCAAGAGGCAGUCCACAUCAAAGUUUGUUAAGUAUUACAGGACCAGAAUUGUACCAUGAACCAUAA